UUAUAUUAUUUGGAUAUGUUUUAAGGUUAUAUAUCUACUAACUGUUGUUUUUACUGCCUAUGCGAUAUUUAAGAAAAACACUUGGAUGUUGAAAGUUCUGCUUUAUAUAAGCGUACCCAACAUGAUCUUGGACUUCUUUAUAUCCUUCAUCGGCACAGUGCUGCUCAGCGAUGGUUUAAAAUUCCUACUGGUUGUAUGUAACUUAUCCGAAGGCUACAACAUUUUAGCGAUAAACAGCGAAUAUAAAAGAAUGAGAGGUAAAUCAAGAUUAGCUGUGGAAGAAAUAGAAGCACAGCCAAGAACAGACCAAAUAUACGUAAACAGUUUUAUAACUGAACAGAGAGAACGAUACUAUAACAGACAUUACCAGAGCCAUUGCAGAAGUUGUUCCUGUUAUUUUGAAAAUAUUAAUAACAUUGUCACAACUGACAUUAGAUCAGUAGCAACUACACCUUUUCCUGCAUUGACUCUUAAUGAAAAUUCAAAUGAUAUCAUAUCGAAUCCUACAAGUACAAAUAUUUCGAAUACUGACAAUCCAAGUUCAGAAAAUUUGAAUAAUCAAAAUGACCCAGCUAUCAUUGAAGAAGUUAAUGAGGCAGUCAUUGUUUCUCAAGACCAUCAAGUUGUUAGACCUAAUACAUUAGGACCAGUCAAAGCUAAAGGAAAAGUUGAUUUAUCAGAUGUACCAUUUAUAUAUGAUGAGCAACAGUUAAAUGUCGGGUCUAGUCCAGUUAUCGAAGACAGACAUAUAAACUCAUUAAAUGAUAAAAACGUAUGAAUUUGUAUACAUCAUUAAAAUUCAUUAUUAUGUUUUAAAAUAAUAAGACAUAUUGUGGAAAUGUUUGAGUAUGUUACUUGAAUAAAAGCAAAUGGUAGACGAAUACGAAGAUUGUUAAACUCGUGAAUAUUUUGAAAUUUACAUUAUCUUCAGUCUGGAGUCAAAACUGUGUCUUCGAUUAACAAGUUUGAAAAUGUUUUAAUAACUUAGUCUACU
This is a messenger RNA of Vanessa atalanta (red admiral), 994 nucleotides long. RefSeq lists its product as uncharacterized. Bases 86 to 778 code for a protein of 230 amino acids. NCBI's taxonomy places the organism in Eukaryota, Metazoa, Arthropoda, Insecta, Lepidoptera, Nymphalidae. The record is from RefSeq and is a predicted model, not a curated record. The transcript has 3 exons.